GUUAAGAAAGCGACAACGUAUAUAUGUAUGUAUAUAAGCUUCUAAAAGUAAAUAGUUCAAACGAAUACGCGUAAGAAGCCAUAUAAAACCGUUAGUUAAACUUUUCAUAGAGGCAUAUUUGGCGCAUGCGUUGAUCAAACCACAUCUAUUACUAUCUAACUGACGUUUGUGACACCUUCAAAUCAAAAUUGCUACCCCCACUAAGACCCUUUACUGCAGCUACUAUACAUUAGGUAUGGGUUCACAAACAAAAAAUCGAUCAAAUUGCUCGAAAUUGAAGUUCUCACUGAAUCAUUAGACAUCACGCAGUGCGCGUUCCUAAUAUCAUAUAAAUCGAAUUAAAAAUAAUUAAAACUUUGUGUUAAGGAUGGCUGAAGGCACAUAUGAAUAUGAAUGUAUGAGAGCUGAAUUGCUGGGCAUAGAAAAGCCUGAUGAGGAAGAAUUCGAGAGGGCGCGCGCAGAGCGCUUGAAACGUGAACAAGAGGAAUUAGAGACCGCCGAGGCUGCGCUUCUUGAGCAGCAAGAAGAUCAAAUGCGUAAUGUAGGCGGACGUUUGGAUGAACUAAAUACAAUAUUAUCAUCAACACAACAGAAAUUAAAUCGAUUCAAGCAGACAGCAUGUGGUAGUCUAUCGAAUAUAUUCAAUCGUGGUUCAGUUGAUAUACCAGAUGGCACACCAUCCACCUCCGCGACUGCCAGUCGACGUAAUACCACUGCAACUGGCGGCAGUAUUAGUGGACAUCAUAAUGUUGAGAAUGAUGGUGGUGAUAUAAAUAAUGCUCUAGAAGGUCUUGACGAUAUGAAAGAACAAGAGAAUUCAAGUGAUAUAAAACCCAUUAUACCAACGGAGAAAAUCAGAGAAGCCAAAAGAGAUAUACAAAAGAAGAUGACCUCACAUCUGGACAAAUUGGACUCUUUAAUUAACAAGGCCGAGAAUGCGGAGAUUUCAAUGUCAGAGCAAACAAAGCAAAUGAGUCGCAUGGCAAAAUAAGGUGUUAAAUUCAAAGUAUGCACAUGAUGGUAUAACGAUGACUAAGGAAUAAUUAAACAAACGUUAUUUCAAGGUUGCGAAGAUUUGCGGGUAUUUAAGGAAAUGUCAGUGAAUUUGAAAGGAAAUAUAAAAGUAAUUCUAAAGUGUUAAUAUUAAAAGGCAUUUGGUUUUUGGUUUAGUACAUACCUCUGUGCUCAUAUCUAACAGAAAUUAUGUUAAUUUAUCAAUAUAAUAUUGGUUAAGUAGAAAAUAUUUAAAUAAAAACUGGAAAUAUUACUGUUAAUGAAAGUUUAACGAAAUUAACUAGAAAAAUAUGUAACCACCAACGUCAAACGUCUACAUUCUAAGCUUAAAAUGUAUAUCAGGGAGCAUUAUAUACAUAUGUACAUACUUGUAAUGCUUGCUAACUCUUAGUUAAUUUUGAAUUAGAUAUAUGUGUAUAUAGGCAUAUAAAACGGAAGCAAAACGUAUUUGUUAUAUAUGUAUGUAUGUAUAAAAAACAAACACCAAAAUAUGCAUUCAUAUGUACACAUUUCAAUAUGCAUAUAUAUGUACGCAUAUUGCCUGGAUUCUCCAGAGCAAACGUGCACUAAAAGAAAAAAUUAGCCAAAAAAUCAGAAAGAACGCCAUAAAAACACUUAAGUUUAUAUUUAUAUAUGUAUCAUCAAAAUAAAAAAUUUGAAGGAAUAAUAGACAAAAAGAUUGACGUGCAAGUAUGAGCUUAAAAAAUUUCAACGAAGCAAAAAAAUUCGAUUGGAUUCCACAACAUCGUCAAUAACGCAGCCCAAGAAAAUUCUACGAUUUUACACCAACAAUUUUACCUAAAAGUUCCAUCAAGAUAUAUUUGCGCAGAAGUUCUCGCCAGUUGGCCUGUUUUUUUCAUCGUCUAGUGGAUUCGGGCAUGUUUCCAAAUAUCGCAACGCAGCAAAAAACGACGAAAACAGAAAUAAUGCUAAGUGGUGGUGGCGACCUUGCGAAAUCAUUCAAGCAAUCUGAUUGUGAAUGUGAGCUCUAAAUUAAUAAUAAAAAA
Messenger RNA from Ceratitis capitata (Mediterranean fruit fly), 2021 nucleotides. RefSeq lists its product as uncharacterized. The coding region runs from base 368 to 991 and encodes 207 amino acids. The transcript is spliced from 2 exons. NCBI's taxonomy places the organism in Eukaryota, Metazoa, Arthropoda, Insecta, Diptera, Tephritidae. The record is from RefSeq and is a predicted model, not a curated record.